This is a messenger RNA of Austrofundulus limnaeus, 8142 nucleotides long. RefSeq lists its product as uncharacterized. Gene Ontology annotation, molecular function: zinc ion binding; RNA binding. Gene Ontology annotation, biological process: spliceosomal complex assembly. Lineage: Eukaryota; Metazoa; Chordata; Actinopteri; Cyprinodontiformes; Rivulidae. The record is from RefSeq and is a predicted model, not a curated record. Gene Ontology annotation, cellular component: nucleus.
UAAACUGAACGAUUCAUUCAGGAUUUGAACCGUUUGGAAGGAUUUAUUUUCCCGUUACUUCUCUGCGUCGGACGACCAUCACUUUUAGCAAGUAUAUAAGAUUGCUCAUCACCUUUUUCCAGACUGAAGUUCAGCAUCAUCCAGCACUGGGUCCAGCAUCCUCUGCACCCCUGUUGAAUCACGAACAACUGAAUGGAGACCCGGACGUGAUAUCGAUGAAAGGAAGAUGCAAUUCAGCCAGAUGAUGGAUGUCCUCGGUUGAAGAGGCCGUCCCUUUCUGCAUUUUUCUUCUUCGUCCUCCUUUCUAGCUGUUUGCUGCUUGGUUGUUGUCUUCCCUUCUGCUUAAGGGGUGCUGUUCCCCAAAACCASCCAUUCCUUAUCGGUUAAGAUGCACUUUUGUGACCAAGUAAACUGAAAACUCGGAGAUGCUUUUAUCAUUGGUGUCAGAGUGAAAAUCUAGACUGCAAACCCCAACAAAGUGUUUUAUUUGUCUUUAAAACAYCCUCUUGCCCUGCUGUGGGACCUUUGAUCUCUUGAACCCCWAGAWGACUCUAAAAACCAUGUCCCAUCCCAUGUAUAACCCCUAUGCUUCUGGGAGUCAAGGUUCCUCCCAGGACCAGUAUAAACCUCCAGGGCGAUUGGAGAGGGAACAAUGGAGGGCRCAGCAUCACGUUGGACCUGAUUUCGGCUUCAGCUCUUCUGCAGGUUCCUCUUCAACUCCCRACAACUUGGAGAGAACAGCCCCACAGUAUCAAGAGGYGCRGGCGGGCUACAGACCCGAGCAGAGGAUGGUCCGAUCAGAAAGGGACGUAGAACCCUCUGUUGGCUCGUACCUCACCAGAGCCCGAGAGGAAGUGAGACAUCAGCCUUUAARUCACGGUUUUACUCAAAGAGACGAGCRAUUUCCUUCGAGCGUUGAGRUGCCRCCCUAUCCAGACGCGGAAAGGCGCCAGGUGUCUGAUGUCGGAAGCUACAGCAGUUCCUUGAACUGGUUGCAAAUCUGCAAAAAACCCACACAGAGCACUCCUUCAACGUCUUACUCAAUGGCUUCGUCCGACUUUCACGGCAGCGGAGGCGGCGCUACUUUUUUCACUCCUGCCGACAGACAACAAGACAGACAAGCAUUGGGCAGCUUCGAUGGUCCGAUGCCAGAACAACCGGUGCAGCGCUCGCAGCCCAGAGGUCCACAGUACACCGCAGAUAUUGCUACAAACAUCCUUGAGCAGUUUGGUCUGGAAAAAGAYGACUUGGAAUAUCUCCUUUCUUACCCUGAAGAUCAGCUCAGCUCAAACAAUCUGCCUUUUAUCUUGAAGCAGAUUCGCCUUCAGAAACAGGAAAAAGCUGCAAAAACGCAACCUUACCCUGACMCCCAGCCCACCCCGAGCUUUAGUGGGAUGGACAGGUUGAGCGGCUCUAGAGAGACGGGGGUUUGCAAGGACACUGUCAAACCGUCAAACCCUAUUAAAAUYAGUAAGGUGAUUGAGUAUGGGCACACRRCGAAGUAUACCGUGGCCGGGACUCMGGCUGAAAUGACCAGCAGAGUUACCAGUGGUGGGAUGGAAGGUAGGCUUGACCCUCACAAAGACAAGCCGCAAAGUAGAUCAGAAGUGAAGAGCAGUGCCACACUUUCUUCGCUUGACCAGCUGGGUACAGCUCCCAUCUUCRGUCCAACCAGGACCUCUGUGGCUCCUCCCACCAGCGGUCCAACUGGUCCGACCCAAACCAAACCAAGCAAGGCUCCUAAAAGAACCUUCACCCUUUUCCCYGUUUUACAKAAAGACRCAGACGCAAAGGUUUACAACRCAGAACCUCCUAAACCCAUGACGUCACAAAAACCAGGGCAAGAUCCCCAAAAACCAUCCRCUCCCCAAUCCCUCCAAGAAAAACCCAUCAAGAUCGUCCUCGACGCCAGUCGCAACGUUCAGGGCAGAUCUCAGAAUCAGCCGCAGGAACCGAAGAGUCAGCAAAACAAAGCAACUGACUCAAAGAAGCAACAGCCAGCACCAGUUCCUUCAGUCGUAGAACCUGUCGUUAGACGGUCUUCUGACAGGAGGAAGGGCAGCACGAUUCCAUCAKCGGRGCAGAUAAGAGACAGCUCUGGGCUGGUGCCGAUGCAGUACCCACACUGCUGCGUUCUGUGUAACAUGAUUUCUAACAACACGAAGCAAUGGGUGUCCCACUGCGACUCCGGCAUUCACAAAGUGAAUAUCGAGAGGCUGAUGGAGGACUUCCCUGAAUGGGACCAUCGAAAAGGUUCUAAAGAUAAGGCGGAUWCCUCCUCGGGGCGUUUGCRUCGCCACAGCCCCUCCCACACUUCAAAGGCAGGCGCGCCCAGCCAUGGAUCUCGCUCCCGUUCACGCAGCCCCCCUCCCCGCCGCCGCAGUUCCAGGGACAGAAGGGGUCUGUCCAGGGGGAGCUCCCGCUCCCGCUCGUUCAGCCCGCGGCGGCGUCACAGACGAAGGAAGUCCAGCAGCAGCUCCCGCUCCAGGUCCAGGUCCAAGUCCCGCUCCAGGCAUCGCUCCAGGUCCAGGUCCAAGUCCCGCUCCAGGCACCGCUCCAGGUCCCGCUCCCGCAGCCCCAGUCGCCACCUCGACUCCAAAAAGAGAACGAAGACAGCAAGCAGUUACAGAUCGCGGCCGAGGAGCCAUGAAAAACAAGCUACAACCAGGCGAACAGACGAUAGACGGUCCUCCCCGAGGAGAAGUCGAGAAAGAAGAUCGUCGCCGGAGAAAUUCGCCUCUCAGCGCCGGAGGUCGACGAGCAAAGAGAAACUGGCCAAAAGGCUCAUCGAAACAGCAGGAGUGGAGGCUCUGUCCAACAUGACUGACCUGGAGGCUCUGGUUAAAACUCUGACUCCAGCCCUGCUGGCCGAGCUAAACAAGAAGAUGCCAUCAUCAUCAUCAUCAUCAUCAUCAUCAUCAUCAUCAUCAAGUGCAAAGUCUGAGCAGAAACAGGAAGUACCCUCAUCUGUGAGGCUGGUGAAACUCAAAGGGGUCUCUCCUGAAAGCACUCACGCUGACCUGCUCAACGCCUUGGAGCUGUUUGGGAAAACCGAGUCGAUCAUUCCARUUAAGUCUAAAGAAGAGGCGUACGUGCUUUUUAAGAACCAGGAAGAUGCCGAGAAGCUGAGGAGCAUAAAGAGCAUCAACCUGAAAGGAAGCACAGUUCAGGUCUGCCCAAAGGAAUGUUCUCUGCCUGCUUCUGUUUCUAAGAAAGAUCAGCUAGAGUUUUCUGAGUCUGCAAGACUGCUUGGAACCAAAUUUUUCUAGCCGAUUGCUGGUGAUCACCAAACUUCCUGGUCCUAAAGAUGACUGCUACUCAGAGGAGGACAUCACUUGUCUGCUCCACCCCUUUGGGUUUAACUAUUCAGUCAAUAAUCUGUACGUUAUCCCUCAAACAGGAACGGCUUUUGCCCUCAUGCCGAGUCCGAAGGAGCUGCAGACGGUCCUCAAAGAGGCGUGGGAUGGGAUUACGUUCAAAGGGUGUGAACUGUGUUUAAGGCCUUGUGAUCAGACCUUUUCAAUGACACCGUUUGGGUUUUACAAAUCUCUGAUGAAACUCAUGCUUUUUGAAGUGACCGACGACGGCAGCCGAACGGUCUUCCUCGAGGGCAUCUCACCCAACGAGACCAAGGAGCUCAGAGAAACUUUCAUCAAAAACUUCUCUGUCAGAAACUUCCUGCCUCUGCUCAAUAAGCUCUACGUAGAAUUUGAGUCGAUUCAUGACGUCGAUCUGCUCGGACUCUGKUACAGCCAGCUGGAUUAUGGCUACAAACACAAACUGUACAGAAUGAAAUCACCAGACUCUCCCAGUAAAUCACCUGUAAAGCCAAAUGUCCCGCUGGGCACCGUCCCACCAUUCUGGAUYACCAUGAAAACUGCUCCAUACGCAUUCCCAACCCUCACCCCGUGGUUCAAGAUUCCAGAAUUCACCUUACUUAGUAAAGUCAAGUCUGUUUCGAAUCGAAACUCCCGUUAUUUGAAGUCUUUCACCGUCAUGCUGACGGGUUUGCCAGAAGAAGGCUACAGUCACGAGGACGUCGCCAAGCUGGUGUGGCCUCAUCUGUUCCCCAAGAGCGUUCAGACUCUGUACUCGGACGUGAUCGUGCUGCCGAUGCAGAGGAGGGCCUUCGUGUUUUUCARCAACWGGUCUUCGUGCAACAAUUUCAUCCAGGACCACCUGCGCAGACCUGCCACCGUCAAUGGCCACGCUCUGAAAGCCUUCCUCGUCUCUGAUCUGACGCAUCCUGGAUCCGAGAUGAGAAUCUAUCAAAGCAUGAUGAAACUGACCAACUCUGAUAAUUCUGAAAGCUUCUGCAUGGACGAUCAAAUUCUGUUUGUGGAGACCUUCGAGACGUCCAUCAGCUUCGUGGUUUCGGUCCUGAAGGUGGUGGCGUCCAUCGCUCCUUUCAACAACUACCUCCCGCUGGGCAACAGGAUCUACGUMGAGAUGAACAAUCCCAAUGAUGUGAACCGAGUGGUUCAGCAUCUAGCCACAGUGGAUUACUCGUCUCAGAACAACAGAUGGUCUGAGGUUGGACGCGUAGAGUCUUUGAGGAGCRUUCAGCWGUACCUGUGGGAAACUGGURAUCUGAGGAUCGAUCUUAGAUUGUUCUUGAAAUCUUCAAAGGMCCAGGCUCACAAARAAAGGCGUCAGAACUGCAAACUCGCUCCUGUCACAGCAGUACUCCCUUCAGGAUUCACGGUUUCACAUUUUGCCAAAGCAGACGGUGCUGCUCUGAAGACUGAUGAGAAACCAGAGACCGAGAUCUCAAACCCAGAGAGUUGCUCUGCGGAUGCAGCUUCUGAGAACUUACCGGACGCUCACAAGUCUCCUGAAAAGGAAGAUGAACUCUCAGGAGGUGAGGUGGCAAAACCUGACCCCGAGGGGGGGUCAAAGCUGGAAACACCUUCAGGGGUGGAUUCACCUGGAGAGGAAAGCAAGAUGGAAGAAAAAGAAGAGAAUGCAGAAGAAGUUGUUCAAAAAGAUUCUGACCAAACUGCUAACCCAAGCGUCGAAGGGGACGAAAAGAUGUCGAAUCAGACCCAACCCAAACAAGUUGGUGUCGAACAAGAAACCAAAAACGAGAUUUCAGACUCCCCGAAGGACGACGCCGCCGCAGAUGAACCGAGCAUCACAACGUCUACAGAAGCAGGAAGUGGAAAAACAGAAGCUGAAGAUGAGGAACCCAAGAAAGACGACUCCCUCACAGAAAGUAGACCCUCACCCUCCGGAGAGUCACAGGAAGUUGGAGAGAAAGCCCCACAAACACAUGUCYCUCUGCAGGAGAGCUGUGAAGCUAUGGUUACUGAUCCCGGAGAGGAGGAAGGUGCUUACUUGAUCAUAGAUGCUGUCGAGGAAGAGGAUGCUGAAGAGGGUCAACCAACAACACAAACACCGAGGAGCGGCGGACYGAUGGAUCCACCGGAAAAGAAAGUAGAGGAAAAGCCUGACGAUGCUGAGAAGAUGGACUCGGCCAAAGUCGAACCCAUUCCAGAAGCUUCAACGACAGAAGUUUCUGGAAGAAAACGAGCCAAAAGAGGAGUCAAAGUGGGUGAAAAAACRCAGAAUCAAGAAACUGCAGCUGAGAGUUCAAACUCGUUAAAGAACGAAGGCGCCGCAGAGGAACCGGUCGUCGCAAGAUCUACCCGAUCGAGACGAGGGAAAGCCAAGACGGACGCCGAAGACGAAAAAACCAUGAAGGACGACGCCCCCACGGGAAGGAAGCCCACACCCAGCAGAGGGAGAACUCCAAAAACAAAAACUCCACAAACACGAGUCCGAGUUCCCGUAGAGGAAACCUCGUCCACCGAGUUGGGCGAAGCCUCGGCCACCGACCUCGGUGAGGAGGAAGGCGCCUACGUGAUCAUAGACGCUGUCGAGGAAGAGGAUGCUGAAGACGAGCCAACAGAAGAAACUACUAAAAGAAAUAAAAAACCCUCUGCAGCAUCUCAGAGCGAGGACAUGUCCUGCGCAGCGGCCGACGAAGACGACCUCUGGCAGAUUCUGGACUCGCUCGACGAUGGCGCCAUGGAUGAAGAGCCUCCUGCAGACGAGUCGACGGCCUCUCAGGGCGACAAGAACAGGAAGAGAGCUGAGAAAACAGCCCAUAAAUCCAAAACAGAAGAGGUUGGAAAGACUGAAGAGGAGGAACACGAACCGAUAACCAGAACAAGAGGCCGACCGAGGAAGAAAGCUAGAAAAGCUCCUGUGAGAAAAUCCACCAGAACAAAACCAGCGAGUGUUGAGAGAGAAGAAGAAGAAGAGAACGAGUCAACACUUCCUGUUUCAGUCGAUUCCUCCUCGACUCCAAACAAAGACUCGUCUGCUCCGUCAGACCUUCAGACAGAGAUCCAGGAGCCCCAACCAGAACCUGAGUCCAGAACUGAAGCUGAGACCCAACCAGAACCUGAGUCCAGAACUGAAGCUGAAACACAAGAAGAGACGAUGGAAGCAGACGACUCUCUGAAACUUGAAAUCACUGUGGACAUGAAUGAAGCGGAGGAAGAGAAACCAUCAACAGCUGCUAAACGUAAACAUGACGACAUCACAGAGGAGAGUUUGGUCUCAAAGAUAACAGAAAAGGUUGAGAAAAACGAAGAGGAGGAAAACGAACCAACAACCAGAACAAGAGGCCGACAGAGGAAGAGAGCUAGAAAGGCUCCUGUGAGAAAAUCCACCAGAGGGAAACCAGCGAGUGCUGAGAGAGAAGAAGAAGAGAACGAGUCAACACUUCCUGCUUCAGUCGAUUCCUCCUCGACUCCAAACAAAGACUCGUCUUCUCCGUCAGACCUUCAGACAGAGAUCCAGGAGCCCACGGUGGGAACAGAACCUGAGAUUGAGGGUCCUGAUGGACCCAAACUGUUAGGACCUGAGGAGGAGGAAGAACAGCUGAAUGAACAAAGGAUGAAGCUCGAAGAGCCUGAAGAGACUUCCUCUCAGGUUCCUGAAGUGGCAGCUGAAUUCAGUCUCACUGACUCCAAACCUUCCAUCGAUUUAUCCUCUGCUGAAGAACCUGCUCCUGAAGACAAGGAGGUUCCUUCAGAACCUGGGAUCACUUCAGACCACCAACCAGAACCUGAGUCCAGAACUGAAGCUGAGACCCAACCAGAACCUGAGUCCAGAACUGAAGCUGAAACCCAAGAAGAGACGAUGGAAGAAGCAGACGACUCUCUGAAACCUGAGAUCACCGUGGAUGUAAAUGAAUCAGAGGAAGAGAAACCAUCAACAGCUGCUAAACAGAGUUUGGUCUCCAUGAUGACAGUAAAAAUUGAAAAACUCAAAGAGGAGGAAAUUGCAGCAGCAGCAACCAGAACAAGAGGUCGACAGAGGAAGAGAGCUAGAAAGGCUCCUGUGAGAAAAUCCACCAGAGGGAAACCAGCGAGCGCUGAAGACGAGAGAGAAGAAGAAGAGAAUGAGUCAACAAUUCCUGCUUCAGUCGAUUCCUCCUCGACUCCAAACAAAGACUCGUCUGCUCCGUCAGACCUUCAGACAGAGAUCCAGGAGCCCGCGGUGGGAACAGAACCUGNUUCAGUCGAUUCCUCCUCGACUCCAAACAAAGACUCGUCUGCUCCGUCAGACCUUCAGACAGAGAUCCAGGAGCCCGCGGUGGGAACAGAACCUGAGACUGAGAGUCCUGAUGGACCCAAACUGUUAGGACCUGAGGAGGAGGAGGAACACAACAGGGCUGAAGUUGUUUGUAAACAAAGCGAGGAGCUCGUUGAACCCAGAGCAAAGAGGUCUCGUUCUCUGUCUCCUCACGCCAUCGCAGACUUCCACCUGCCGCCGUUUGACCCCGACCGACCCCUCGGUGAGGAGUUCACGGUCCGAAAGUGGGCGUUUUUCUGUAACCUCUGCUCCGUUUUCUACCUGAACGAGAGCUCCGACACAGACCUGCACUGCUGCAGCGAGGCACACUACAUCAACCUGCAGAAACAUUAUCAGCAACUCCAGCAGAGACCAUCAAGAGAAUCAGCAGAACUUCUUCCAGGCUCCGUUUCUGACUGACGUCACCGGCUCGCCUGUGUAGGACCACUGAGUUUAAUGUGCAGGUCACUCGAGGAAUCAUGGGAAAUGUAGUUUUCUUUCAUUCUUUAAGCCUGCUAAUUCAUACAACGAUUAAAGAAUCCUGAUAAAAACUGA